Molecule: messenger RNA, 3777 nt
Organism: Vitrella brassicaformis
Lineage: Eukaryota; Vitrellaceae
Source: the annotation of a GenBank genome assembly
GCGAAGGGUUCGCUCCAGUUCCCGAUGUUGCACGGCACGCGGCUCAAGAAGACCGCAGACCACACACAGCAGCCUCACGACCCACAGCGAGAAAAGUGCCCAAACCCAUCGUCCCUCCAGUGCAAUGUGAGGCUACUCACGGAUGCGAUAGAGGCGGUGCUUCGGAGCCGACUGGUCAACGCCCUCUGGCGCCUGAGGGACUAUGCCCAAAUCCUCCGCCUCUCUGCACUGGCCAAUGCCUUCCAGCCAUCCACACAGCAGCCGCACCUGCCAUCCCAGCCCGGCCCGCCCGCUGUCAUGGGAAGGGGCCAGUGGUGGGCCACCAUGCUCCUCAUAUUCCGACGCAAGCAGCUCGAGAGGAUGGAACGGGCCUUGUCCAAGCCACUGUUGGGCGGGGCCCUCCGGGCCUGGCGGAGUGCCACGUUGCUGGGGGAUUCUGGGGCGGUGGAGUCGGCCAGUGCAAAGAGGAGGGCUGCCAGGCGACUGACACGCUCACUUCAUGGUAGGGGGGAGGAGCAAGGGAGAAAGGAACCACACACCAUUCGCUUUCCGCCUGGUUGACUCACUGCAGCUGCUUAUGUUCGGCGAGUCGUGUACGGGGUUCUGCGCCUCAAAGGCGACUACCAGACACUAUUGGUGAUCGCUACAGCCAGCCAGCAUACAGACAGACAGAGACCAUCCAUCCAUUAGUGAAUCACUAACUCACUCCAUGGCAUGGGUCUUUCUUGUCGUCUGUGUAUGUGUGUUUGUCCCUCCCUCCCCCCCUUAGCUGUGUGAGGGGGACCUGGAGGGCUCCUGCAUCAGACGCGAGAUACAGGUGCAGACAGACAGACACAUACAUACAUCAUGUGCCCCGGCAGGCACACACACACACACAUACACACAUAUUCUCCAUCCAUCCAGAGAGGGAGCCCCUCCCUAUCUCUCCUCUCCUUGUGUGUGGCAUGUGUGUGCAGCUGGAGCGUUUCUGCGCCCGUUGGCGUCGUGAGUUGGUGCGGUAUGUCUUCAAGGAGUGGAGGAACGCUGUCACCAGAGACCUCAUGGCACAACACAUCAGGUGGGCGAGGUGACAAGCCAGGCAGACAGACAUGCAAACACAAUGGGACAACAGGUCUGAGCUGUUCGUCACGUUUCGUGUGUGUACGUGUUCGUGUGUGCAGUGAGGGCAGUGCGCGUCAGCUGGCCACCCUGGUGAGGGGUGCGGCGAUGCGUCGCUUGGACGCGGCAUUCGCCAAGCUGAGGACCAAUCGUCGUGCAGUGCACCCUGCCCUCGACCGCGCCAUCCGCUGGUGCAAGGAGAGGGGAGUGCCCCCCCUGCCCCUCUCUUCUCACCAGCCGCCCUUUGCAGCCUCCCCCAUCCCACCCUCUGGUCCGUCGGCCACCCUCACCGGGCGUCCCAUCCCGGCGCUGCUGGUGAGGGGCCGCCAAGCCGCCGCAUCGGCCGACGCAGCAUUUGUAGAGCGGAUAGUGCGGACGCGGCGGGAGGUGGAGGAGGCCAUCGCACUCACACGGGUCUUCUUCUCGGCACUCACACACAACAGAGGGUUCCUCAAACAACUCAUCAGCCACACACACGCACGACAACAACAGGAUACCCGAGAUGCUCAACCUCCAACCCAGCCGAGUGCCGCUGGCCGUGUGUCGGGGGCUGAACCACUGUCGUCUCAUUACCCGCCGGUGAUGGCGGCUGUCCGUCGGGGCGGCGUGGGGAUGGGGGGCAUUCUCAGCCCCACUCGCACACGGCAGGCCGCAGCCAUUGCAAUGUCACGGCAGCAGGCGGCAUCGCCUGCUGACGGUGGUGGUGUCGUCAAGGCAUCGUAUACGGACAAGUUGUGGCGGUGGGUGCUGCUGCGUCGCAUUGUGGAGCGGAAGAUGAGGGACGACAUGGCGCGGGGCUGGGCCGCCUGGAAGAGGAUGCACGGCCCACACACACCCACACCUGUAAGUAAGAGGGCUGGCUGGCGGAACCAGUAGAAGUGCUCAAUUUCGUGUGUCCUUGUUCGUUUUGUGGCUGGGCUGGCUGUGUGUACUGCAGGUGGGUCUAGCAGGUAUUGAUGAGGUGUCUAGCUUGCAGCUACAGACGAGCGCCAGGCAGACCAAUGAGAUGCUCAUGGCACUCGUAUUCGCCACAUGGCACACUGCAGCAACACACAAGAGGUCCGUAGGUCCGCGGACCCGACACACGUGCACACACCCACAGAUGAUGAUGCACAUACAAACAGGGGACGUAGACUGACUGUACGUGUAUCUUCUCCCUGCCUCCCUGCCUGCGUGUGGAUGUGUGGUGUGCAGGGAGCGGCGUCGUUUGUCUGCUUCCCGUCUGGCGUCCUCUCUGCGGGCCGUCCACCAGUCGCCCCUGCGGCUGACAUUCGCCACACUCAGGUCCAGCGCGAUGGCAUCAUCCGCUGGCGGUGGCAGCCGAGACGACAAACGCCACGCCGCCAACCGCAUCCUCCGAUGGGCCGCCAGGCGCCAGGCCAGACUGCUCAAGGGUGCGCUUAUGGCGAUGAGUGGCACGGUGGCCAUCCCGCCGCAGCAGCAGGCAGCGGCAGCACUCGCCAGGGCCGUGUGCCGUGUGCAGCUGGUGAGGGUGAGUAGGGCGAUGGAAAAGUGGAAGGGCCAUGUGUUGGUGCGGCGGAGCAUCCACAUGGUGCCCUCCCUGUGGACGAGGGACCGGGCCACAGGGGCGGCGGUCGACAUACGGCCACUCACCGCAGGCACCGAUGUCCUCAUCAAGUACAACUCGCGAGACGGCAAGAGAGUUAGGCGGGUCUUCCAGGUAUCUAUCAUCGACACGCACAUACACCACACCCGAUAGCGGCUGUGCUGUGUGAAUUAAUGUCCCUCUCUCCCUCUCUCCAUCCCUCUGUCUCUGGUAUGUUAGGUGUUGCGCGAUGGUUGGCUGUGUUGGAGUGACAGGACUGCCAGGGAGCCCACGAGCGCCUCGAGGCACCGCAUCGACCUGGCGCAGUGUGUGACGGUCCUCCACACAUUCACAAUGAGGGCCCAGCGGCUGCCCACCGACCCCUCAUCACUCUGCUUCGUCGUGGUGGCCGCCAACCGCACACUCGACCUCUGCGCACAAAACGAGCAGCAGCUCGUGACCUGGGUCACUGGUAAGCAAACAGAAAAGAACCUGCAUGGCUGCCUUCCCCGCCUAUAUAAUGGAUGCAUAUGAUUGUUUGUAUGUCCGUCGUCUUAGGUCUUCAAUCGCUGAUCCAUUACUUUUCCCGUCUGCUCAAGGUGCCGUCGGUCGAUGUCCGCGGCAAGGCAUCCCGCGCAUCCACCACCCCACGCGCCAGCUCCCCCUCCCCCCGGCCCCCCGGGCUGCCCCCCCUGCCGCCACGCAUCGCGCCACCACCCAAGCGAGCCGUCCCCGUCCAUCUGCCCCGCGGCACCCUGCUGUAUCGUAAGGUCCGUCGGCAGCUGCAUGACAGGGCGACGGCGGAUGGCAAGACCAUGCGGCAGAUGUGGCGGGAGGCCAUCGCAGCGGCCGCAUCGAUGCAGCAGCAGCAGCAGAGGCGCAGUGGCACACAAAGGGCUGGAGGGAGCAAGACAGUGCAGCAGGGCAAAAGGGAGGGGGUCAAGCCGAGGACGCCCAGGAAGAAAUGAGUGAAUGAAUGACACACAUGCAUUGAUUGCAUGCGUACCCUCCCCACACAUGUAUGUGACGGAGAUAGACAAACAGACGUAUGUAGCUGACGCUGACAUACACGACAUGUAUGUAUGCCGGAUGGACCCUACUCGCAUGGAUGGACCCCAUUGCAUGGUAUGGCC